AAGAGUCAGUUGAUCUGGAGACAUCAUACCAGAAAGAUAUCUCUUCUGCGUGCGAUAAUAAAGAAUUAAAAUUGAUAGUUGAAUCGUUUUUAUAUUAUUGAGACAUCCCUAUCCAUAAUCCAAUAGUUUUCAAACGCACAAGCCGCAAAAUUGAUCAGCACACUUAGAAAAAAGAGUACAAUUUCAUGAACAAUUGAUGACUAAUUGUUGGGACAACGACACUGAAUGUAAUUUAGUGAGUGAAAAUUUGUGAAAUUUCGGAGCUGUAGACGAGGUUCGGAUGAAUAUCAGAACGAACAUCUCAAAAUACAAGAAAUUUGAAAAUUUGAAUUCCUUAAGUCGUAAUAGUACUUGAAAUAGUCAACUGAUCGAUCGAUACACCCAAUCGUCAAAUUUCACUUCGAAUUAUUCACAAAAUGAACUUGGAGCAUGUCUUGACAAGUACGAGAGAGGACUUUAAAACUGGAGUCAGUGCAGUUCAAGGGUUCAUCACUAUGGCGAUUGGUCAACAACUUCCGGAACAAUAUACAGUACCACCACUGGCUAAGAUAUUUCACAGCUUACCACAUCUCAACGUAUCUCUUCACUCUGUCAACAACACAUUCAAUCCACGCUCGGAGAUUUAUCUCGAGAGCCUUGGAAUCCUAGGAAGUCUCCCCGCUGCCUGGCUGAUCCUAACCCUUCUGGUGCUGCUGGUAUAUCUGGUGACACGAUGCUGCGACCGAAAGCCUCGUCCACGAAGAUCCAUAACUCUGCUAAAAUGUUCCCUAGCUAUUCUCGCUAUUCUGUGUUCGGGUGCAGUGGCGGUCGGCCUCUACGGCAAUGACGAUGUGCACAAUGGUGUAGUGCACCUCCUCGAUGCUGCCAAGCAGGUUGACGCCAGUGUCAUAUCGGUGAAAAAUCAGACUGACACAAUUGAGAUUAUUCUCAAGAAGAAACUCGAUCCAGGGCUGACAUCACUGAGAGAUGAUUUUGAUGCACCAGUCAGCAAUAAAACAGCCGUUGAUUAUUUACUCAAAGUCUGGGGAUAUAUGACGCAGAAUACGUCUAUCGCUAUUAAUCGAACUUAUGACAUUAGAAAACCACUGAGUGGUAUAAGUAUAACGAGGGAAAUAAAUUUGGGGGAAAAAAUUGAAUUAUUCAGGUGGCCUAUUACAAUGGCUGUACUCAGCACACUUCUCGUACUCUGCGUGGUUCUGCUGGUCGGAGUCGCGCGACAUUCACGAUGCGCACUCAUAACAUUCUCAGUUUUUGGUCUAUUCGCGGUUAUUGUCUCAUGGUUAAUGGCAUCACUCUAUCUGGCUACGUCAGUUGCACUCGGUGAUUUAUGCAUUUCACCAGACGGUUAUUUAACAAGAGCAGUACCGUCUACACUUACUGCUGAGGUACUCAAUUAUUACACACACUGUGAGAGCACGAGAAAUAAUCCAUUCACCCAGAGACUCAGGGAGGGACGACUGGCUGCUGGCAAUAUGAGAGCUAGUCUCAAUAUUGUACAGAGCAUUGCUCUGGAUUUGUUCAAGGAUCAGAAGGCUAAUCUUGCACCUAAACUCAAUAGUCUGAAGAGUGAGGUCCAUGUUGUGGAUAACCUCAUGUCGGGAUUGGCUACGUUACUUGAUUGCAAACCACUUCAUAAGCAUUAUGUUCAUGCUGCUAAAAGCCUUUGUCAUUUGGGAUUAUAUGGACUUACUUUUAUGCUGUUGGCUAGCCUUGCUGCUGGAUUGUUCUUCACGGUUCUUGUAUGGGUGGACUCUCAUACGUGGAUUUAUAUCAGAAAACGAAGGGAUUAUCAUCAGGUCGAUGAGCAGGAUCCAUUCCUACCACCGUCGGCAGCAUCCCAGGCGAUCGCUGCUAGAACACUUCGUGGCCAAGGGUCGUACCCGCCUACAGCCCCUCCUCUUAAUCAGAAUGCUCAUGGCACGAAUAAUACAAUUAAGCAGCCUCUUCUGCUAACGCCGCCCCCGCCAUCCUACGCUACUGCGACAGCUCGAGCACGCCAGCUGCACGAGAGCAUGUUAAAAGGUGGGGGUGUUAACGGGAGCAGUGGACUCGGAGAUCACAAAUCGUCUCAGCAUAAUCAGCAAUCGGCGAGUGGACGAAAUGAACACCGUUCUGGACACGGAGAUCAACCUGGAAGGGAACCACCCUGGACUCCCAGCGUUGCAUCCUUCACAGGCACCAUGUCUCACAAUUCUCACGAACCCGCUCAUCUCGCGACAUUUCAAGACUCCCGCAAAACUCAAACCCUUGAUCCAAAGAAUCUUGCUAAUUUAAAAAGAGGACCAACACCAGCCUGGAAUCAGAAUCGUCCACUGCCUCCUAAUCCGACGAAUCAACAUAGCCAGCCAACCUGGGAGUUUGAAUCACGAUCUCAAUCGAACAUGAAUCAAUUUCGCUCCCUUGUUCGUAAUAAAGCGCCUAACAUAAGAAUUCAGGAUCAAAUGCAGGACCAAGUGAGAACUCUUGAUCGUAACUUCUCUUGCAAUCAGUUCAAUGGAACAGCUCAGAACAAUGUUGUACCGAAUAUGUAUGGAACGUACAAUCGUGCUAGAUCGAGACAAGAGAAAGCAUCUGCAAUACCUACACUCAGCCAGGUGCAGGGCAGUGAUCCCAAUCUCUAUGCUGUUACGGAAUUGUAAGGGGAGUUAAACUCAAUUCAAUCAUCAGGUAACUGAUAAAUUAUACAUUACGAAUGAAAAGUUAAACCAAAGCGAGUAAUGUGGAGGAUAAUCAAGACCUAAUAACGAGACUGAGACGAAGAUAAAUGAGGGGGCUAAAACCCAAUGCGCAUGGAAAAUAAGUUUAGAAAAUCAAAGCAAUAAAUGAAUUUCUAAUUCGAUUAGUAAAUUUUCGCACAGAAUCUCACGUGCAGGGUCAACUGGAGCUCAGUAAAACAUUUUUUUUUUAAUAUAUUCAACGUUUUUUUCACAUCGAAGUGUACAAAAAAUGAAAAAAACAUUUAAUGUGUAUAAAACAAGUUUUUUUACUCGAAAAAAAAGAGAAAUUACAUUUAUCCUGGGGAGGAUGAAUCAAAUUUGUAGUCUAUGUACAAAACGAUAUUGGUGUCAUCAUACACCCCAAGUUUUUUCAUUACGAUUUAAAUGUGAGAGGGAUACCAAAAGACACUUUUUUAUAUAAUAUAUACAUAUAUUUUACAUUUUAUGCGCAAUGCGCAAUUUGUAGUGAAAAACGGUUUUUCUUAUGAUUAUUUUUCUCAUGUCUUCGAAAAUAUGGAACAAGGAAAUAAUGCACACAAAUUAAUUCACUGCCUAAGUAAUGUAUACCUAUUAUUACGCAUUUAGUCGGUACAAAGGUGAUACCGAUUUCAUAUAUUUGUUGAAUGUCAACGAUCUGAGACCGGAUAUGCCCUUAUUUACACGGCAGCGCGGAGAAUUUCCAUGGAUACUGAAUAACUCACGUGUGAAAAAAUUUCAUUGAUAAAGACCGGCAUUUUUCAGAAAACAAUGAUUGCAGUUCUAUUAGAAUUACAUUCUAUUACAUUUAUUUGCGUCUAUUCCAUAACAAAUGAUAUAACUUCGGGGUGCACUUUACGAUAGAUUUUUUUCAAUUAAAUAAAUCAUUAUUGAUGCUGAUUGGUUUAAACAAGUUUUUCUGCAUCGACGAUUGGUUUAUUGGAUUUUAUGACCAAAUAUUACUAACUGUAUGCCCAGAUAAUCUCAUAGAUAAAUUCACAAAUUUUUUUCUGUCGAAUAAUUUCAAAGAAAGUACACAACAAUGGCACAUCAACAAACUAAUAAUAUUAUUUAAUAAAAUUUCAAUAUAAUAUUUUAAGAAAGCCCCAGGUUGAGAAGCUCAAUUUUUUCACACGUGAUUAAAUAGCAAGAAAAAUAACGAUAAUUGAAGUCUGUCAUCGAUUUAUAAAAACAAACUGCCACUGCUCAGAUGAUCGCAUUUAUGUAAGUACAAAUUGAUACCACAAUGAUCCAUGAUUUUUCGGUUUGUUCGCUUACGAAAAAUUCCAUGGCAACUAAAUGUGAAAAUACCAGGAGCACACGCGAAAAAAUGGAUAUGAAUAUAACGUUAAAAAUACAAGCCUUUUUAAUAUAUACAUAUAUAAAUAUAUAUGAAUAUAAAUGGUUUGACGCGAGAUCCAAAGAUAAAGAGAAUAUGUUGAGGUAAUUUGAGAAGAAAAAAAAAUUCGAACUGUCAACAGGCGAUAGUUUUUCCCCACAAAGAAAUACAAGUAAUUCAGUGGUGUUACCCCUCUGUAAAUACGUAGAGACAAAAGUGUUAGAUUAUCUUAGAAGUGUAAUGUGUGAUAAUUUUAAUCAUUCAGUGUUCUUUCACGUAAAAAAAAAAUAUGGGUGAGUCGUUAAUGGAUCUGAGAGGCUUGUUAAUACUCUCAGACAGGAUGUAAUUAACUAAUUAGUGACGAGUCCUCCCAAUCACGGUUUAGUCUCGUGAUGAAGGACUGACAGUGCCAUUCCACGAGCAUUUAUUUAAUUCCCUUCAUUUCCAUGAUUGAUCAUUCAUAAUUAUUAGUCCCUGUAUCAUUAAUUUACCCUAUCGAAGUAUUCUGUCAAUUUGUAAUUUAUGCACUGUAAACUAAAGAUCUUCAAUUAUGGAACGGAGAUUAAAUAAUUGCCAAUCCGUAAUUCAUAAUUAAUAAAAGUGGCUCAAUGAAAAGUGUUUUCUUUGCAAAAUUUUUUUCUCGUUAUAUUCUCAUUAAGCCAUUCGUACUUUUUACGCCUAUUAAUUAAUUGAUUAACGAAGAAAGAAAAGUGAAUAAGAAAAAUCUGUAUUUAGUGGCAAGUUAAAAUGCGUGCGACUCUUUGUGUAAUUGUUAAGAGAAGCCGGUAACUAAUUAAAAGAAUAAAAAUAAUUUACGUUUGACAGAUUAACUUCUAAACUAAUAAUAAGAAAUAGUGCAUUAAUUGCAGAUAAAAGAGAGCGAGAGAAAAAAAAAACCAUUAAUAAUACGAGAAAAAUAUCAUCCUGAAGACUGCCGUAAUGAAAUACGCAAAACGGGAACAAUAACAGUAUUCUGUCGAGGUUGAAUAUUUGGCUCGUUUAUCCCCUUUUUUUAUAUUUAUUUGAUUGAGAAUUUCACACUGUUUAAAAUGCUCCUAUCGUCAUAAAAAUAGUGUAAUGCAAAAAUUUAAUGAGAAAUAAAAAAGAAAAAGAGAAUGGAGAAAUAAAGAGAGAUAAAUAAAUCGAAGCUGUGUGUUAUUUGAUUAUUUAAUUAUUAUUGUUCCUUCUGUAGCAAUACUUUAUUACAAGGUUUUGGUACAUAAAUAUACAUAUGAACUUAAUUUAACUCUUUAUAAUUGUUUAAAUUCUCGUUAAUUCACUAGAAAACAAAUAAUUAUCCUCAAUUAUGAAUCAAUUGCCUUAAUUCUACUGCUUCGAACCAUUGCCCAAAAAAAUAAAUGGGCAAAUAAACGGAAUCAUCUAAAUUCAUUGAUUUAACGUGUGGCCAGAUCUUUGGUGAUGAAUUCAAUUAUUCCUGUUUAUAUCACACGAUUUUCCUCAAUAGUUGUGGAUUUGAACUGUUUAAUUAUUGUGCUUGAGAAUUAAUGUCUAGUUAUUUUUGUGCCUAUGCAUAGGGAAUAGAUUGCACAUUGAAAAGUCAUUAAAUUAUGAAAGAAAAAGUGAUAAUAUAACACAAAGAAAAUAUUCAAAUUCUGACAACUUGAGAGGACUACACCAUUUUCUUACCCAAAUCUAUCUAUUAAAUCAAAUAAAACUCUCGUUUUUGAUUCAUUCGUUGAACAUAAUUAUGCGCCUGGAAUAAUGCUUGAACCCGAUUUAAAUAACAUCAGAUAGCGGAAAAAUUAGAAGAAUGGAAUUGGAAUCGAGCUAUAUGGUUCUAAGUACGUUAAGCCUUGUUAUAAUUAAUAAGCUUUCUAUGCGGAAUUUUCCCUGACGAAACUGUAGACGCGUAAAAUUUACAAAGUUAAAUUCAGGAGGCGAAGAGGCUCUAACGUUAGAAGAUCUUUUGCCAUAAAAAAUUGACGAAAUAUUUUCCUCAAAGUCAAUUACGAGGCUAACAAUGUGAAUUUCCAUACCAUAACUUCAAUAAUUGAUUACGUAAAUUCCUUCCAUUGGACAUAAUAAUUCAAUGAUAACAGGAUUAGUAAAAAAUAAAUACACUGGCGUUUCUAACACCAUAAUUGUUACAAAUUGGAGGAAUGCAAUUAUAGACUUCUUUUCACUGUUCAAGGAAAAUGAAAAGGUCAUUAAUUAAAAAUCAAUCUGACAUGAUUGGAUGCUAAUCUCCAAUCGCUGGUUAUUCCUCCCUUUAUGAAGGACGAGACCUUUUCUUACUCCACGUAAUUUCGUCGAAAUUAAUCUGGUAAAAGACCUCGAGCCGUCCUCUAAGAUAAAAAAACUUGCGAGCCCUUCCAAAUUAGUUACAACCCAACUACGAGGAUACCUCGGGCACUUCCUCUUUGACAACAGUCUGUGGUAAAUUUGAAUUAUUAACAAGUGGUACUCCCUUACCACUCUGCAGACUCGAGUGGCUCGAGGACCUGCUGUGGCUUUGGCUGCCCGCCCCCACCGGUGUCUGAAUAAGUGGCUGUGGCGGUGUUCUAGCGCCCGAAUUAUUGCUCGUUGAAUUUGGUUGUAGUUGCAUGUGGUACUUGUAGAUAUUCUCGGUAGAUUCAACGACUCCAGCUUGAAGAUUUAAACUCCUACCACGAACCCCAGCUUCUUUAGAAGGUGGACUCCACCAGUUGACAAAGGUCCCAACGACUGGCACGUGCCUCAGAAUUCCCUCCUGCCAGAGUUUCUCAGCGUUCUCCCGUUCAAGAUCAGUUUGUGCAGCUUCAAUCCCCCUUUUAACUACCUCUGACAUAGUGUCGAGCAGCUUUGAACUAGCCUCGACUUCCUGACCGACUUGAAGGACAAGGGAAAGUAGCUCAGCGACAUCAGUGUCCUGAGUGACCAUUCCGAAUCUGACACAGGCUAGACCAUCAGCGCCUUCACCCAAUGAAAAAGCAGCAUCAGUGCUCCUCAAUGCCUCCACAAGUUGCAUAUUCAAUCUGUUCAACUCCUCUUUAGUCUGUUCAGUCAUUAUCUGAAUCCACGUGGGAGGGGCAUAACGAACUCCACCCAAACCAGCCCACCCUGGCAUCUCAACAAGGUGAAGUGAGUCAUUCUGUGUGACAAGUCUCACAAAAGUCUCCUUAUGCUCAACAGUGGCAUUCAGUAUCUCUAUCUGCUGCUCGAGACAUGCAAUAACAUUAUUCAUGUCCUCUGAACUUGGCGCAGGGCCAAUGUUCUCGAGGCAGCAUAUCCUUAUAGCCACCCCAUACUGCUCGAUCUCACACAGUUCUAUUGGCACGUUCUCGAUGUCUCGUUGGAGAAUCUGACCGAGCCACGAAUUUAAUUUGUCGUAAUAGGGAGGAAUUCUCUCUGGCAAUGAGUGGUAUUCACUAUUCUCUGGAGGGGUGGGUGGCGUCGUGGGAACGUAUUGGAAUACCAGAGCGCUCGAGAUUACCUCGAACAACUGCGGGCUGUUCACAGGAUUAGUCGUCAAGUCGUUAAUUGUCCAUCUACCAUUCUCCUGGCUUCCCUCAGUGCCACCAGGUAUUUGACUCAGGAAUUUGAUGUUUUCCAACUUUUUAAUUCGAUUGUAGAGAUCUUCGAUGACCUGGAAGCACUUCUUGAAGCGGUUUUGAAUGCCCUCGCGCCCCAGAACUUGAAGGGCUGCCCAGAGAGGCAGAGUUGGGAGCCUUCUAGAGAGGGAUUCCACCAUCAGACCGGAUACUAGCGAUAGGGUGGUGUCUCGAGAGGUGGGCUUUCCACCUUUGGUGUCGGUAAGUCUGUAGAGAGUGACCACUGGGAGGGAGGGAAUGCCCAGCCAUACUCCCAAGGGAAGUGUUAUACUGUCAGCGAGUUUUGAGGGGAGAUCUUUGGGAGAAGUGUUGAAAGCCAGAGCUGCGAGGGAAUGUCCUCGGAGAUGCAACCAUACAUUGAAUUUGUCACAUAUUUCACGGAGACGACUUACGUUAUCGCAGUGCCCUGUUAUCGCUGAACCAACUUCACCCAGGACCAGGAGGGGGGUCACGUUGUUUGAUUGACUGUCUUCGGCAAGCCUUCUUUCUAGGGCUGCCACGUCCAUCACUUGACGAGACCCGAACAUCGUAGUUUGAGGGAUGGGCCGGACGCAAUGGAGAGGCAGAGAUAGCUGAAAAUAUUAGGGCUCAGUGACGGUGUUAAAUGGAAUUGUUGUUUCGGGCUCGACGGGGAAGGGAUGACUGACUUUGUUGUGUGGCGUCAAGUAGAAAUAAUUGAGAGUCUCGAUUUAUGACGAGGAGCAUCAGUGCUGGAUUUUAAGACUACCUACAUCAAGAUGUAAAGGCUUGGAUUUAAUUGGAAAAUCGCCAUCUUCAAAGAAUCAUUGUUUGGGUAUUUUAGUACAUAAUUUUGGAAGAUAAACGUCAAAAACAAACGGAAAUCGAAUUUGAUUUUGCCUGCAACCUGUUCAAACUCCUCCAUCUGAUGGAAAUAAAUUAUAUUCAACUUAAGUAACAAAUCCUCGGGGUACCUUCAUAAUUCAGAAAAACCCCUCACCUACCUGUCUGCAUAAAUGUUGCACAACUCCCAGCGGUGCAGCAACAGAGCUGUAUAUAAGAGGUGGAGCAGCAGAUAAAGCUGUAAACCCAUCCUCCAUGUACCUCGGAUAUUUUCUGUGCAAUGCCAAUCUCGUAACUCUAACAAGUCCCUCAAGAUGAUCCUCGUGGAAGGACGAUGCGCAGUCGACGAACCUAAAUAUGUGGCUCAACCACCUCGUGGUGUCUGCGGCUAAUCGUGCAGCUAGUCUUUGUGCAUGGGCUCUGGGAAGGGCAACGGCAUACGCUGAAACCGAAUGUGUGACGAGAGACAGCUUUGCUGCUUCCGUCAGGGGCGGCAAAUUCGUGAGUUGAGCUGGUGGAGGAUCCUGGGGGUCGCCUUCCAAACUCUGGGGUGCAUCUUCGUGAAUCACUAGGUCCUGAAGAUCAAUAUCAUGAAGACAACCAACAGGAAAUAAUAAUGGGAAAGAUUUCUUUGGUAUACAGAUCAACUAUAAGAGUUAAUUGAAUGCUGUUCAGCAUACUUCAUUCUUUUUUUAAAGAAGAAUUACGGGGCAUAAUGACUAUUUCGACAAAUGAAAUCUACGAGUGUUAAUUCAACUUCCUAUAGCUAUGUUAUUAACGGUCAAUUUUAUUAUUAAUUACUCUGAAUUGCUGCUUUAUAGAUUUGAAUAUUCAGUGUUCAAGUUGUUAUUGUUUUUUCUUUAAAUGAAGAAGUAAGUUAUCAUGGACAUCUGCCCCUCUUCUUUGUGCUGAAGGCCCAAUAAUGAUCCAUAAAAACAAAUGAGAAAUAAAUGAUUAACGAGUUCAUGUUGAAAUGAUCGUGUCAGAGCUCUAUUUUUAGGAUCAAAGAGCCCAUAAAAAUCACCUGAAUGAGCUGCAGAACAGUCUCAGGACUCUUUGAUUGCGUCAAAAAUCCGAGAUGACUGCCCCAGGUCAUACCACCACCAUCAGCAGCCCUUUCCACAGCAUCCUCAAGCCUCGAUAUAACUUCUCUGGCUUCAAAUCCAACGAUACCAACGUCAUUCUCAUUUGGCACUGGAACGUGACUAUUCACCUGUCAAAAUGUCAAUCACACUUGCAAUGUCCAAUCUCCUGGCACUUAACCAUCAAGGAAUACCCCAAGGUGGGGAUUUGGUUACUUUUCGGGAGGGUGGGUUUUAUUAUUGUUUUGGGAAUUUACCAACCUCGUCUAGACUCUUGUCGUCGGCAUUCAUCCUGAAAUUGUCGUUUGGCUCAGCAUCCUCGGCCAUCGUGGCAGUUGACAUCAGCAGGACACACACUUAGACCGCCUACGACUGUCGAUUGGGAGUCGUGGCGCUCGUUGGGUUCGUUCUCAUUUGACAGCGGAUUUACGAAGCCAUAUGGCGCCGGUCACAUGGUAUUUACGGUUUGAAUCUCCCGCCGGCGACAAAUGGAAGUGGAGAUGACGAAGGCCGUCACAUCGGAGUGUUUGUUAACAUGAUUUUGGCGAAGAUCUUGGGGUUGAUUUGUUCAAAUGGUAGUAUUUUUUUGAUGAGGAGAGAGGGGGGGAUUUUUGGUGAAACUUGAGGCGUCCAGAGGGCAGAUGGUAAACAAAGGAUUUGCGGAAAGCAAAAUGCCGGUACGACGCCAAACAUGGUCGGCCUAGCGUCCAAAAAUUUCAAGUCGAUUGAUGGACAACAUGCUGAAGCGAAUUUGCGAAGUUCAACCGGGGCAUUGUUUUCAAAAUCAGUUUUAUUACAGUGAUUUGUUGUAGUUCAGUGAUUAAUUUCAUUUCAGUGAUUAGUGUCAUCUCAGUGAUCAGUUUCAGUUGAGUUUCGUCUCGGGUUUUGUUACAGUUUUUAUAGUUUUUUGUGAUGUGAUCUAUUCCUAAAAUGUGAAUUGGUGACUGUUGUGGAUAGUGGUGUAAGUGUUGGCAUGUCCCACAUCACUCCUGGAGGAAUAAUUUAUGGCGAGGAAUUCCCAGGAAAAGGAAGAGGAGAGCAACAAAAGUUUCAGGUGGAUUCUCGUGACCCACCAGGAGAUCUAGGGUUCCUCUUGCUGGUGGCUCUGGUGGAUUUGAUGCUGGUAAUGGCGUUGCUACUGGUGGAAUGUGGAAUGAAAUAACUGACCCACAACCAAGAUAUUUAUUACAAGGGUAGGACUGCAGAGGACUCUACUGAACCCCACCUGAGAGGACUAUUUUCAUCUCUGAGGAUGAGAGCUCCAGUGAUGGAGAGUUCAAUACAGUGGUUCCACAUGAAGAGACACCAGAUCUGGGGAGAAAGCCUCAAGAGCUGUUUGUAACACCAUCAUCUGAUAGAUAUGAAGAAUUCGGUUAUAAAAUCCAGUGGCCCAAUCUACACCCUUGAAUUGUCCAAUCCGAGCAAUAUCGAGUCUCCUUUCAGACCUCAGUGGCUUCGAAGUCCUCGAUCAAAUUCACGGAGCAAGGACACAAACUCCAACUGAAAUCUCGAUAAGAGAUAUACGGUGUACUCCACCAGUUGCUAAAGUUACGGCUGAUAACCGGAAGCAAGACGACAGGAGCCAAACCAUGGAGCCCGAUGGAUUGAGAGAAUUAAGAGUGACGAGAAGUGUCUCGUCACUUUCACAAGACAUUUUGGAAAAUCCAUCGAUUUCUACUUCUGUACCUUCAGUCCUUGUAGUUUUCAUAACAAUUUUUCCUAAAAUGUUUUUUAUUCCCAGCAAUAAAUUCACCAGAAAUUUAUAACUAA
Diachasmimorpha longicaudata is the source of this 11236-nucleotide messenger RNA. RefSeq names its product protein tweety (gene tty). NCBI's taxonomy places the organism in Eukaryota, Metazoa, Arthropoda, Insecta, Hymenoptera, Braconidae. Gene Ontology annotation, cellular component: plasma membrane. The transcript is spliced from 9 exons. Bases 417 to 2639 code for a protein of 740 amino acids. Gene Ontology annotation, molecular function: intracellularly calcium-gated chloride channel activity; volume-sensitive chloride channel activity. The record is from RefSeq and is a predicted model, not a curated record.